GAAUACGAAUGUCCCGUCUGCAAAUGUGUUUGCCGAGCUGCCGUCUUCCACGAUGCAUGCACGAAGCUCUUCUGCGAGCUUUGUUGGAACAAGGUCUACGGCCAGAAGGAGGAGUGCCCCGUUUGCCGGCAGGGCGGUGAGAUCCAGCCUUCGAACAGAGACCGGGUGAAGAUCAUGAACCUCAAGAUCAAGUGCCCGAAUGGCUGCUGUGCGACUUUUCCCCUGGUUGACAAGCGAAGUCACCUCCGGAUCUGUCCACACCGCAAGGUUCGCUGCCAAGACUGCGGCGGCGCCAUUGGCCUCCAUUUGAUGCCACAACAUCAGAUAGAAUGCGAAGCCAAGUCCCUGAUAUGCAAGAUCUGCGGCGAGAGAGUGCUGGCCAAGCAGAUGCAUACACACUUGGAAGCGAACGCUGGCAUGCACAUCUCUGCUCUGCUGGAUAAAAUCAGCGAGAUGGAGGCCAACUCACAAAAGCAGACACAGGCGCUCCAGGAGCGCAUCGAGAAGCUGGAGGAGGAGGUCCAGGAGCUCAGAGCAGGUGGAGUUGACAUGAACCCGCUGACGGCACCGGAGGUCCUGGACUUUACCUGA
Messenger RNA from Symbiodinium necroappetens, 591 nucleotides. The record is from the annotation of a GenBank genome assembly. Lineage: Eukaryota; Dinophyceae; Suessiales; Symbiodiniaceae.